AUGCUCAUCACGCCGGAGGAGUAUGCCGCGCUGCCCCCGUCAAUCCAGAAGAAGUACUUCUCGUCCGUCGAGCGGCUACGCAUUGCACAACAGGCCGCCGCUCAAAAACGCAACAAGCAGAGCAACAAGGACCACUCAUGGCUAUCGCCUAAGCCAUCCUUGGAUUCCGCCAGGCCAAAGACUGCCCACUCAUUCCGGCCGUCAUCUUCCCUGUCGCACCUUUCACCAUUCAGGAAACCCAGCCACUCUCGAUCGGAAGCGGACGUAGAUGAAAGUCAGGCCUUGUGGUUCCUGGCCCUGCCUGAUAAAUUGAAGCGCUCCAAUUUCACUUCAGAGGAGCUCACACUGCUCACCGAGAGCUCAGAGCGAGUACUGGGCAUCUCCACCACGUCGGAAAACAGUGUGUCGAGAAGGACGACUCUCGACCGAAAUGAGAGCAGGAUCUCAUAUCAUUAUCCGUCAUUAGUUUCUGAGGAGUUCGAGGGCUUUGAGAAGGAUUGGUCCUGGGUGGAUUCGGAAUCGAUAAUGACCUCCGAACCGGCACUUCACGACGUGGACUUUCUGAAGUUGUAUGCUCGACAACGACAAGGAUCUGAGAGCACCACGUAUAGUUCGAUAUCGCCAGACACCGUGGAGCCGCGACCCGAAUGGCGACGCAAGUCUUUCACACGCAAACGCGCAAUCUCGUUGGCUCCAAUACCGCUACCGCCACCCACCCUACUACCGGCGGUGCCACCUUUACCACAGCCCAGCACCUUGCGGUCCGUGGAGCAUGUGCGGUCGCCGCCUCCUCUUCCAUCACCCGUCGAUUCUGCUACUGAGACAAAGUACUACAAGGACGUUUCCGCCCGCUCGAAGUUGCGUGAGUAUCUGGCUUCACCUGAGAAAUUUGACGAAGCGCUGGAAUUUGGCUUUCGUCCUCAUCGCACUAAACAUGCACCUUCGAUGGAUGAAUGCGAUGACGAUCUCAACGAGGAUCUGGAGGAGCUAUCGAUUGCGAACAGCAAGGAUGAUGAGGAGAUGUCGUCGACAAUGUCCCCGAAGACACCUGCCGGUUCUGAAGAGCGUAGAUUUAAGCUUAAUAAGACUAGCUAUAAGCGCAACGACGAAUACGAGGUUAUCUACUACGCCUUCCGCUAUACGAAGUAUAGCGGCGCUAUCGCUACUUAA
Messenger RNA from Pseudocercospora fijiensis CIRAD86, 1170 nucleotides. RefSeq lists its product as uncharacterized. NCBI's taxonomy places the organism in Eukaryota, Fungi, Ascomycota, Dothideomycetes, Mycosphaerellales, Mycosphaerellaceae. The transcript has 4 exons. The coding region runs from base 1 to 1170 and encodes 389 amino acids. The record is from RefSeq and is a predicted model, not a curated record.